Messenger RNA from Dendroctonus ponderosae (mountain pine beetle), 1091 nucleotides. Its product is annotated as pupal cuticle protein 36. Bases 92 to 832 code for a protein of 246 amino acids. The transcript is spliced from 7 exons. Lineage: Eukaryota; Metazoa; Arthropoda; Insecta; Coleoptera; Curculionidae. The record is from RefSeq and is a predicted model, not a curated record.
CAGAUUUAGUAUAUAAGCGCUCCGGAUACCUCUCCAAAGCAUCACUUCUUGCAGUUUGGUCGGUUUAUACACACACACAAACGAAUCCGCCAUGAACGUUUUGGCCGUAACAAUCUUGGCUGCUGUCGCCACCCUCAGUGCUGCUUUCCCAGGAGGACACGGAGGCGGCCAUGGAUACAUCGGUGGCCCUGCAUUCGAUGGCGGAUGUGGUCCACAUGGAGGUGACGGUGCUGGUGGCGCCGGAUGCGGUGGAGGAUUUGGAGGCGGUGCCGGGGGCGGUUUUGCCGUCGGCGGCGCCGGAGGCGGCUUUUACGGAAGCGAAGCUGCCGGUCCCACCUACGUCCAAGGGCCCGCUGCUGGAGGCAAGACCCUGUUAGGACCCGCUGAAGGCCCCAACAACAUCCAGGGAGCCUCCCAAGGACCAACCAACCUUGCCGGACCCCAACAAGGACCUGCCAGCAUCGUCGGACCCAGCCAGGGAACCGCCAGCGUGAUUGGACCCACUAACGGAGGUGCUCAUAUCGUCGGAGCUGCCCAAGCCCCCAUCACUUACUCUGAAGGAGUCGCUGUUUCUACCGGAGGAUUGGGAGGUGGUGCCGGAGGCGCUGGAGGUUUCGGAGGUGGAUUAGGAGGUGGUCAUGGAGGCGCUGGACUCGGUGGUGGAUACGGAGGCUACGGAGGCCACGGAGGAUACGGAGGUUCAUCAGCAGGUCACAUUAGCUACGAUGGCGGAGUACUCAAAGGGCCCAUCACCGUCCCAGUGGUAAUCAAAGGUUCUUCUGGCAAAAUCGUAGCUGAUGGCCUUUACGGACUCCCCGAUGGACACUACUAGACCGACCAUAGGCAAACCAAUUCUUUCAGUAUUACGACUUUACUUAUUCGUUGUUAGUCUCUAUUUUUCGCGUAGCCUUAUUUACCUAAGAUCGUCACAACACACACAUUUACGUUAAUUUCGUCGUCAUCAUUAUUUCUCCUUGGCUCUCUCAUUUUCAUGUUUCGUGCUCAAAAAAACGGUUCGCUUGUAGGCACUCGCUGUUUUAGAGCUUGAGCAGUUCACGUCGAACAUGCUUUUUUUGAGCAUUACCUGUGAU